AUGGAAUCGAAAUCAUUUCUCGUUGCAUUGACCAUUUUGAUGGUGCUGAAGGAUAAAGUAUCGUCGGGUGAAGUGAUUGAGGUUCGAAGCAUGCAAGAAUGGGAUCGUCGCAUCAUCCGGAAUAAUAACGGAACGCUAAGCGUCGUUCAGUUCUCUGUCCCAUGGUGCGGAUAUUGCAGAUACAUGAAACCAGAAUUUGUUAAACUUGCUGCCCGGCAUCAAGAUGUAAUUUUCCUGAAUGUGGACGCCGAUCAACAACAGAAUUUAGCAUGGAGGAUGGGCAUUAGAUCUGUCCCCACGUAUAAAUAUUUUAAAAAUGGUCGAAAUGUAGACUCGAUUACAACCUGGCGACCAUCCGUUAUCAAUGACCUCAUUAAUCGAUUGAAAAAUUGA
Folsomia candida is the source of this 393-nucleotide messenger RNA. RefSeq names its product thioredoxin H1-like. Bases 1 to 393 code for a protein of 130 amino acids. The transcript has 3 exons. The record is from RefSeq and is a predicted model, not a curated record. Lineage: Eukaryota; Metazoa; Arthropoda; Collembola; Entomobryomorpha; Isotomidae.